CUUCUCGUCGGACAACAAUGACACACCAGAUCAGAGAGGGGAUGCAAGGAACAUCUAUAAGGACUUGGGGCUGGCCACUAGUCUAUUCACUUCUACACCGGACACCAUACAACAACGAAACAACCCUGGCAAUUAUAUCGAGCUUCGUCUUUGGUUAUUUCAACUUUCAAAAGAAGGAAAAUGAAGAGGAUCGUGGCGACACUAGUGUUUGCUACCAUCUUUGCCGCCACGCUGGCGCGGGAACUGCCCGACUUUAUUCACGUUUGCAAGAAAAACGAACCAAAUUUGGGCGAUUGCAUCAAGGCGAGCGUAGAAAACGUCAAGCCGUACUUAAUAGCUGGACUUCCGGAGUACAAUAUCCCUUCUCUGGAGCCAUUGCUACUGAAUGAAUUGGUCGCCGCACCGGGGAACACUAUAAAACUGAAGCUGAGGAAUCUCAUCGUCCAUGGAGCCAGCAAUUUUACAGUCACGAAAAUAAAAGCCAAUAUCGACACGUUGCGUUUUGUAGUCGAACUGGAUUUUCCGGAUCUUUCCUUGCACGGUGAUUACGAUAUCGACGGCAAAGUGAUUCUCUUGAGGAUCCAGGGGUCAGGACCUAUGAACGGGAACUUCACGGACUGCAAGGGACAGAUCAAGCUGCAGGCGGCAACGACUAAAGGCAACGACGGCCAAACUUAUGUAAAAAUAGUCGAUUUUAAGACGAAGAUCUACGUUGGCCGUGGAGAACUGAGACUGGAUAAUCUGUUCGGUGGUGAUCGUGCACUUGGCGAUGCAAUCAAUGGCGUGAUCAACAGCAAUUUCGAUGCAUUCAUCAAGGAACUGGAGCCAUCCCUCGAGAGUGCUAUUUCUGACACCUUCCAGAAGAUUGCAAAUAGCAUUCUCACGCAGUUCACCUACGAAACGCUGUUUCCAGUAUAGUAAAAGAAUAUUUUUCAAGAACAUACUCAGCUGAGAAGAUUAAAUAUAGUACUGAUCGUUGAUUCCGCGACUUACCGCACUGUUCGAAAACUUGGCACACGUCACGUAGAAACUAAUGCUCAUUGUUUUCUGACACAUUAACAUUGUAAAAUAUGUAUUAUAUGUUGAGAAGUCUUGUGGAGAAAGGAAGUUUCACAUUUUUAAAUAAAAUCGUUCCACGCUCGGGACACGUUUUCUUUUUCCUUCGUCGUAACAUGUGUGAUGAUCGUUUUGAAAGAGUGUUCUGAGAUCUGUUUUCUUUGUCAGCAAUGUUUGAAGGUAUAAGA
Messenger RNA from Nomia melanderi (Alkali bee), 1244 nucleotides. RefSeq names its product Juvenile hormone binding protein 3. Gene Ontology annotation, biological process: multicellular organismal reproductive process. The record is from RefSeq and is a predicted model, not a curated record. NCBI's taxonomy places the organism in Eukaryota, Metazoa, Arthropoda, Insecta, Hymenoptera, Halictidae.